CUAUGUUAGUGAAUAUUAUGAAAGAUGAGUCCAUCCUUUAGAAGAUUACAUCACACUAAGAUGAACUGAUUCAACCUUAUCGGACUGGGUGGCUUACGUAUAGUCACACCCCAGACUAUUGCAGAUUAUUAAUAAAAAGUGACGGACUCGAUUCAUACUACACCUAUUCCCACCGCUGCGACUCCUUUAUAGCCUAGGAUAUACCUACAGCUUGACCGCUAGUAAAAAGUCAACCAUGAAGACCCAGAUUGGUACUUACAUAGAGCUAUUUACAAGUACAUACGUCAUCUUAGGUGUUAUUAACAAACGUUGACCUGGAAGACGCCAACAUUAUGCGAAUGCCCUAUCAUGCUGUCAUGUCAAGUAAAUAAGUUCUCUCUGAGAAAACCAGUAUGAUCUGGUUGUUGAUGUAUGUUUGUAUAAUUACUCCGAGUCAUUAUUGUGGAGUGAUAAAUAAAUGAAAUAUUGUUAUUGCUUACAUUACGUAGGUAUUUACGAAUGAUGCUGAUAUUGGGUGUCGUUAGACGAUAAUAUGAGAUCAUUUAUUUUAAAAAAAAGCUCCAGAGUUAGUAUCGUGUCGUCUCGAGACCUUUCACCUUUUAUUAUAUUGCCAUAUUUAAGUAAGCGUUUUAACGAUCAAAUCUAAAUUGCGUUAUGUUUUGAAAUUAAAGAUUUUCGUGUGUCAAUGUAGGGUCCAUUACGCCCUCGGCCCUCGGGGCCCUAGCUUAGAUUUACACAUGAUAAUAUCCAUAUGGUUCCUUUGGGGACUCUUUAGUUAGCUUCUGCCUGCAGUGUUGUUGCACCAUAAUUUUAAAAACCUUAUUCUGGUGAAAUUCUGGCUCAAAAAGAGAAUCCUAAAAAAUAUUUCCUUUGGAAGAGCAUGAUGGUACAGCACUUCCGAGCUGCUUUAUAACUUUUAUAAAGCAGCUCGGAAUAUCCAUUCAUAAGACUUUUUGGUGUCCCAGGCCCACAAAACAGUUGCGAAAAUGACUAAAUAAAUAUGUAGGUACUUAUUUUGAAAGUAAUUGAUACGCGUUAAAAUAAUUGUUUUCCCUUAGAUUAGCGCGUGUCACUCUUGUUAUUAUAACAAAUCCAGUCAUAGUACACCGUUAAGCGUGCUCAUGUGCUUACGAUUGCUUGUAGCCGAAACAAUAGCAUGUGCUCCUUACUACAACAUCAUUGUUCAACGUGUCAUCGGCCGAUCAUCCGAAACUUCGCAUUCGCGUCCAGUUCGCAGCGUCUUCAACUCGUACGAAACAAUCGACGGAAGUGAUGCUGUAAUGGCAUACCGUUUAUUAGUGGUGUUGUUAAUAAUCUCUCUGCUAGAGACCAACAAAGCGGACAUUACAAAAAUUCAGAAUUCUGGCGGCAAGAGGACCUUAGACGACGUCCACAGCCACCGGCACCACCAGGAUAUGUACCAGGAGAUGAUGCGGGUCAUCCACGAGUCCAAGGAACUGCCUGAUGAGGAUGACACCCGGCUGAGGCGGAUCGUUGGGGAAGAUAAUUUUAAAUUUUUCCAAGGAGGUGUGGGCCGUCGAAGAGGCGGCGGGCAGCUGCGGUCUGCGGUGGGCCGCCGGCGGGCGCGGUCGCAGGCGUUGCGGCGGGAGAAACUCAACAGCCAGGGUCUGAGGAGUCAUAUGCUGCACACAAGGCAGGCUUAUGAUGACAGCCCCGAGGGACAUAAUUAAUUAUAGUUUUCAUGCAAUGUGAAGUUUUAUUUCUAAUGCGGGUCGCAGCACGUGAUAAUAUGGCCUUUUUCAACCUAAGCGGAGAGGAGCUCUAAUCCGUUUCCACUGAUGCUGACUAUGUUGAGCAUCGAGAUGUAUGUAUAUUCGUUGCUGCGAGUAUUUCUUACACACCCGAACCAAUAGAAAAAAGGAAGAUGAU
Molecule: messenger RNA, 1890 nt
Organism: Ostrinia furnacalis (Asian corn borer)
Lineage: Eukaryota; Metazoa; Arthropoda; Insecta; Lepidoptera; Crambidae
Exons: 3
Coding region: 1122-1691 (189 amino acids)
Source: RefSeq, a predicted model, not a curated record